Molecule: messenger RNA, 4647 nt
Organism: Cutaneotrichosporon oleaginosum
Lineage: Eukaryota; Fungi; Basidiomycota; Tremellomycetes; Trichosporonales; Trichosporonaceae
Biological process (GO): macroautophagy; protein phosphorylation; protein targeting to vacuole
Cellular component (GO): phosphatidylinositol 3-kinase complex, class III, type II; nucleus-vacuole junction; phosphatidylinositol 3-kinase complex, class III, type I
Molecular function (GO): protein serine/threonine kinase activity; protein binding; ATP binding
Source: RefSeq, a predicted model, not a curated record
UCCUCUGUCACUCAUCUCAUCUCUUGACCUCCCCUCCUCUGCAUAAGCAUUUCCGCAUUGAGCACCGUCGGGUGCACGCGGUAUCAUGGGCAACAUCUCAUCCAUGGCGCGGGCCUCGACCGCGCUGGACUCCUAUGUCUCGGAGUUGGGCAGCGACAUCUCGUACGAAAAGAGCUUGUCAUCGUCGCGCUUUCUCAAGUCCAUCGUCGCGCGGCACAAGAACGGACCGCUUGUGCUCAAGAUCUUCAUCAAGCCCGAUCCCUCCAUGACGCUGCGCGUGAUCCAGCGGCGCCUGAACAAGGAGCGCGAUGCAUUAUCAAACAUGCCAAACGUGUUGAUGUAUGCCACCUUCAUCGAGACGGAGAAGGCGGGCUAUCUCAUCCGACAAUGGGUCGGGUCGAGCUUGUAUGAUCGCCUCAGCACUCAGCCAUAUCUCACCGACAUAGAGAAGAAGUGGGUAGCGUUCCAGCUGCUCACAUGUCUGCGCGACGCGCGCAUCAAGAAGGUCGCCCAUGGCGAUAUCAAGUCGGACAAUGUCCUCAUCACUUCCGACCUCACUGUCCUUCUCACCGACUUCUCUUCGAGCUUCAAACCAACCCACCUUCCCCUCGACGACCCCUCAGACUUCUCCUUCUUCUUUGACACGUCGGCCCGACGCACCUGCUACAUUGCCCCCGAGCGCUUCUAUGAGUCUGACUCAGCGAUUGCGCAGGAGCGCGCGGCUGCAGCGCAGAGCCUCAAAGAGUCUGGCGACUCGGAGCCGCUGGGGAAGCGCGACGCACGCGUGACCGAGGAGAUGGAUGUCUUCUCCGCCGGUUGCGUGCUCGCGGAGACUUGGACGGAUGGGCGCACAGUCUUCAACCUGUCCGAGCUGUUUGCGUACCGCAACGGCUCGCUAGGGCUCGAAGGCAUACUGGAUAACCUUGAGGACGCUAAUGUCAAGGCGAUGAUCGCGCAGAUGCUGUCACGCGAGCCUACAGAUCGCCCUACAUUCGACCGCAUUCUGACAACGUAUCGCGGCACCAUCUUCCCGGAGUACUUCUACACUUUCCUGACAGACUACGUCUCCGAGCUCAACGAGCUGCCACCGUCGCAAGAUGCAGACUUCUUGCAGCGCUCCUCGAUUUUGCCAGGGGCUAAGAUUGAUCGGAUGCUUGAGCAGUGGGAGUCGAUCCGAGUGCAUCUGGAAGAUAAGAGCACAAACGACAAUGGGCCAGCCUUGCUGCUUCUGAACAUUGUGACCUCGUCCAUCCGCAACUCGCUCUCGCCGAGCUCACGACUUCAUGGCCUGCAGCUCUUCCUCAAGCUGUCCCCGUACUUGAUGGAUGAGGAUAAGGUCGACCGUAUCGUGCCAUUCGUUGUCGAGCUUCUAUCAGAUGAAGUUCCCAUCGUUAGAGCCGAGGCGUGUCGCACACUGGUCAUUGUCGUCGAGUCUAUCACGUCCAUCACACCUCACAACUCCACUUUUAUCCACGAGUAUCUCCUUCCGCAGAUGGCACGGCUUCUGCGAGACUCUGACAUCUUUGUACGCGCAACGUACGCAAGGGCGCUAGUGCACAUCGCAGAUGCGGCGGUGCGUAUGCUGGAACUCAGCGAGGCAGCCAAGCCCACAGACGUCGCAGACACACCACAGAAUCCCGAGUCGAGCUAUAGCGCCAUGCUGAACGAGAUUCGGUACGUCGUUGGUGAGCACGCUUCGAUCUUGCUGGUCGACAAUUCCAGCAACGUUAAGCGAAGCGUGCUGGCCGACAUUUCGGACUUGUGUCUGUUCUUUGGUCGACAGCGCUCCAGUGAAACGGUGCUAAGCCAUAUCAUGACCUACCUGAAUGAUCGUGAUUGGCAGCUCCGCCUCGCCUUCUUCGACGGCAUUGUCUCCGUCGGCGCCUUCAUCGGUAUCAGGGCCAUCGACGAAUACGUCCUACCCCUCAUGCUGCAGGCACUAGCAGAUCCGGAGGACGCCGUUGUCGCACGUGUCAUUCACUCCCUCACUCUGUUGACAUCGCUGGGACUGCUGCAGCGCAUGCGCCUUUGGGAUGUCUUUUCCGCUGUGCAUGGAUUCCUAUACCAUCCCAACAUUUGGACCCGCCAAGGCGCUGCUGGCUUCGUCGCUAAGGCUGCGAAUCACCUCCCCCCGUCAGACGUCUGGUGUAUCCUGUAUCCAACGAUUCGACCAGCUCUACGCUCCGACAUUGUCGCUCUCGAGGAGGACUCCAUCCUCAGCGCCCUGGUGCCACCAUUAUCGUACGCUACGCUUCAGGCUGCGAAAGCUGCAGCACUCCAGAAUUCGCCUCCUGGGUUCUGGAACCUAUCGGCUUCCCGCUCCAGCGCCAAGACCAGCUUGACCAAGGCCGCAACCAUGGGCUCCUCGGACUCCAUGCAAGGACUCUUGAAGGACAAAGGUAUUUCCCCCAAGGAUGAAAAGAGAAUCAUCGUUCUGAAAGACUUUAUCUUCAAGCAGGCACAUGCAGCCCGAGCGAGGCAAGCAUCUGGAGGGAGCACACCUCCAGAAGCCGAGCUCACCUCUGGCAAGGCGAUCUCCCUGACGGAAUUGGGAGUAACGCCGCAGACGGUAUUCAUCUCCCAACGCACGGUGGGCAUUGAUGCACGCCAUGAGUUGAGGCGCCUCCGACCUGACCUGGGCGGGGCAGACACGCCGAGUCGGCGAACCUCCUUUGCUAAUAAAAGUAACCGUGGAAGCGACAGUCCUCUUGACCAGAUUCGGCAACGCUUGUCGUCUCUUGAACCGCUGAGCCAGACUCUACCAGAACGGGAACGAGAGCGAGAUCGUCCUGCAGACGUGCCGAAGGUGGCCAGCCCUUCAGAGUCUGGAAUCUCAUCAACUGUAGAUGCGACUGGUACGAACAAAGCAUCUCGCCACGUGCGGGUCGACUCAAAAGCGCAGCCAGCCGUCAAGGCGACGACAGCGACCGUUCUUGGGACAACAUCACUGCACGAUGACCUUCCCUCAGGCCGGAGCACUCCAGCGAUAGGCACAGGGACACCAGCCCAUCGCCCACUGGCGCCAUAUGGCAGUACAUAUGAUGGUGCAGAUCCAGGUGUUCGUGCAUUCUUGGAGCACGUCGACCUGGAAAACUACCGAGAACCGCGAUUGGAUUUUGGCCCACGCGUUCAUCCCGGACAACGCAAGCGUGGACCACGGAUCAAGGCUUCGUCGCCUCAGUUCGCGACCAUGAUUGCUCACCUGCCGCAGCACAGUGGAGCAAUCACGGCUCUCGUUACGUCGCCAGAUCAGCUCUUCUUUGCUUCGGCGUCCGUGGACACGUGCGUUCUCGUAUGGGACAGUGCACGCCUUGAGCGGACGGUCGCAGCGCGUCCGCGGCUCACGUAUCGCAUGGACGCGGGUGUUACAGCGAUGUGCCGCAUCGAAGAGACACACUGUCUCGCUGCCGCAGCGUCCGAUCGUUCGCUUCAUAUCCUCCGCGUUCACGUGCACGCGUCCGGAUCCUCAGUUAAGUACAAGAGCAUCGAGUGCAUCCGUACCUGGGCAGCAGACGAGGAAGACGGGCACAUUACCCACAUCGCGCAUCUGCAUGAGUCGUCACUGCUGAUCAUCACAAGCAAGGGCGUCAUCGCGGUGUUAGACCUCCGAACAAUGGUGCUCAAACAGCGGCUACAGCACCCCCUUCAGCUUGGACCCAUUACUGCCAUCUGCCCGACUACACAUUGGAUCAUGGUCGGCACGGUGACAGGCGCGCUGAGCUUAUGGGAUCUGCGGUUUGGCCUGCUCGUAAAGAGCUGGUCCUCACGAGGCGGGAUCACGUCUUUAGCAUUGCAUCCAGCUCGUGGUCGUGGGCGGUGGAUCAUGGCGUCCAUCAAGCGUAACGCCGACGAUCCCAUGGGAGCUGAAACGCCGCUCGUUGAGACGUACGGCAUCGAAACAGGCAAGUUGGUUGAGGAGUACGAAACACGCACCUCUCGGCCUCAGGCCGGCACCCGGGCGCCCGCUCUCGGUCGAGAUGUGUUGCAGACAAAGUCCGAGCUUAUCGCGGAACUGGCCGGCGGACGUGGUGGGCUGCCUUCCACCUCCGGCGACGAUCUGCCUUCCGUGGAGGCUCUGCUCGUCGGCGAGACAUUUUCAUCUCUUUCGCCCGUCGUCAGGGACAAAGACGACCCGACCGCACAGGACAAAAUACGCCCUGGUUGGAUGGUGACCGCCGGAACAGAUCGUGUCAUUAGGUACUGGGAUGUCGCGCGCCCGAGUGAAGGCUUUGUUGUGUGUGGUAGCCAGCGCGAGAAGGACGUCUCGUUCCGAAUCGCCAGUGGGACCCCGCAGCUCUUCUAUACUCUGCCUGUAGCGCGUCCGCUCGCGUCGGCAUCGUCUUCGGUCGCGGGAGGAUCCUCGGCAUUGGAUCGAGCCCAGCACGCGGUCAACACACAGCGGCAACCUUUGCGGCCACACUAUGAUUCAAUCUGCGCGCUGGGGCUGGUCGAGACGCCCUACUCGAGCUGUAUCAUUUCCGCCGACCGAUCUGGGGUAAUCAAGGUAUGGAGGAUGGAGGCGGCCCCAAUCCGCCGUGAGGGGUAGAUGGCGUGCGGCGAAGCCGCCGCCCGCUGCGGAGGAUGUGUUGAUUGGCAGCUUUAGGGAUGCAGACCAUGCACCCGACAUAUGCGCAGCCGCCCGCCCGC